AUGAACCGCGUUCUCUUGUGAGUUUUUUUUACUUUUUUCCUUAUUUUUUAACUCUAUUAUUAUAAAUCUUGGUAUUUGUCAAUAUUUACGUGUAAGAGACUAGAUUUCUUUAAAUUUGCACUACACUUAAAGACAUUUACAUUUUUUAUUUUGAAACAUUUUGAUUAAGGUAUGAUUUUACAUAAGGGAUUAAUUUUAAUUUAUUCCAGCCUUGCCACUCUUCUUCUCGGUGUUCAAUCUCAACUAGUACCAGGCGCUGUAAGUUUUUUAUUGUGUACCGUAAUCUUUAGAAAUAAUCUUGUGUUAUGUAACUCAGGAAUUAUUGAAAUUUUAAUUUAAAAGAUGUUUUAUUUACUUAAAGAUUUUCUUCUUACUUUAACUUUUUUAGCUUGUUGGCCGAUACUUUGCCACAGCUCCUCUUCUAGCUCAUCCUCCAGCCGUUCCAGCUGCUAUUCCAGCCUUUGCACCCCCUCCACCACCACCUGCAUUGUUAGCUCCACCUGUUCCUGUGGCUAGAUCACUUUUGGCUCCACCACUUCCGGCCGCCGUUCCAGCUUUUGCUCCAGUUCCACCACCAGCUCCUGUACUUCCUGCACCAGUGCCGGCAUUUGCUCCAGCGUUGCCUGUACCACCACCUGCACCAGUUUUCGCUCCAGCUCCAGUGCCAGCGUUCGCUCCAGUUCCCCCACCAGCUCCAGUCCCAGCUUAUGCGCCUGCUCCGGUCUACGCUCCAGCUUUUGCUCCAGCGCUUCCGCCACCAGCUCCAGUGGUACCAGCUUUUGCUCCAGCUCCAGUUCCAGCGUUCGCUCCAGUCCCACCUCCCGCCCCAUUGUUUGCUCCUGCUCCAGCCCCUCUCCCAGCCUUUGCCCCGGCUGCCGUACCAGCUUUUGCACCAGUCGGACCAGCCCCAUAUUUAGCUGCUCCAACAUUGUUCCCCGCUGUCAGUCCAUUUACCAGGCUUGCCGUUUUACUAGGCUCGGCCAAGUCGAAACGCGAUGUUUCGGCCGCUCAAGUUCUGAAGUUGAAGGGCCAGUAA
This is a messenger RNA of Bursaphelenchus okinawaensis, 1036 nucleotides long. Lineage: Eukaryota; Metazoa; Nematoda; Chromadorea; Rhabditida; Aphelenchoididae. The record is from the annotation of a GenBank genome assembly.